Melitaea cinxia (Glanville fritillary) is the source of this 1650-nucleotide messenger RNA. RefSeq names its product peripheral plasma membrane protein CASK (gene CASK). The record is from RefSeq and is a predicted model, not a curated record. The transcript has 14 exons. The coding region runs from base 1 to 1650 and encodes 549 amino acids. NCBI's taxonomy places the organism in Eukaryota, Metazoa, Arthropoda, Insecta, Lepidoptera, Nymphalidae. Gene Ontology annotation, biological process: regulation of neurotransmitter secretion. Gene Ontology annotation, molecular function: signaling receptor binding. Gene Ontology annotation, cellular component: plasma membrane; cell-cell junction.
AUGAGGAUCGCGACUACGAAUGAUAUGUCUCCAUUGAAGGCGAUUUUUGGAAUGAAAACUAAGUAUAGAAGUGAAGAUCAAGAAAAUAAAAUAGAAUACGUAAAGGUCAGACAUCAGACACUCCGAGAUAAUGAAAAGGAUACUGUAGAUCAAAGAGACAUGAGUAUACUUGCGAACCUCUAUAGGAAGCCACUUCACUUAAGCUCUAAAUUUAGAGACGCCCUACUACAAGCACACGAUGUGGUCGCACGUGAGGUGUACGGCGAAGAGUCGCUACGCGCUUCUCCGCCUCCGGUCAACGGCAGAGCUCAGCCGCCGGCGGAAGAAGAGGACGAAACUGAACCAGAGUUCGAAAACGUGACCAGAGUACGCCUCGUUCAGUUCCAGAAGAACACCGAUGAACCAAUGGGUAUAACAUUAAAACUAGCUGACGACGGUCGAUGCAUCGUGGCACGCAUUAUGCACGGUGGCAUGAUACACAGGCAGGCUACCCUGCACGUGGGUGAUGAGAUCAAGGAAAUAAAUGGGACACCAGUGGCUAAUCAGUCUGUUGCACAACUUCAAAGGAUGCUGCGAGAAGCUCGCGGUUCAGUAACCUUCAAAAUUGUACCAUCCUAUCGUUCGGCGCCACCUCCGUGCGAGCUAUUCCGGAUAAAGCCUUCGCCCGUGCUAAUAUUUGUAAGGGCACAAUUUGACUACGAUCCUUUGGAAGAUGAAUUGAUACCCUGUGCACAAGCAGGGAUCGCUUUCAAUACGGGAGAUAUAUUACAGAUUAUUAGUAAAGAUGACGCUCAUUGGUGGCAAGCCAGAAAAGACGCUUCGGGAGGCUCUGCUGGUCUUAUUCCAAGCCCAGAACUACAAGAAUGGAGAGCAGCUUGCGCUGCAGCCGAACGAUCUAACACUGACCAAGGAGCUGAAGGCUGCGUGUCUCAUACCGAUGGAUGCGAAAAUACAGUCAAUUGUUCGAUAUUCGGACGAAAGAAGAAACAAGCCAAAGACAAAUAUCUUGCGAAACACAAUGCCGUGUUCGAUCAGCUCGACGUUGUAACUUACGAAGAAGUCGUUAAACUGCCGUCAUUCCAAAGAAAAACAAUCGUUCUUUUGGGCGCACAUGGUGUUGGUCGCCGUCAUAUCAAGAAUACGCUCAUAGCGCGUCAUCCCGACCAGUACGCCUAUCCCAUACCGCAUACAACUAGACCUCCUCGUACAGAUGAAGAAAACGGCAGACACUACUACUUCGUGACACACGACGAAAUGAUGGCCGAUAUCGCUGCUAACGAAUAUUUAGAAUACGGAACUCACGAAGACGCAAUGUACGGAACGAAACUGGAGACAAUUCGCCGCAUCCACUCGGAACGUCGUAUCGCCAUACUAGACGUGGAGCCUCAGGCGCUCAAAAUCCUUCGCACUGCGGAAUUCGCACCCUACGUAGUCUUUGUAGCCGCACCGUCUCUAAACAACGUCACCGAUUACGACGGAUCCCUAGAAGUACUAGCCCGGGAAUCCGAUCAACUUCGCCGGACAUACGGUCACUACUUCGAUAUGUCGAUAGUAAACAACGAUAUCGACGACACACUUGCGCAAUUAGAAGCGGCUCUAGCGCGCAUGCGCUCCUCACCACAGUGGGUGCCCGUGUCCUGGGUGUAUUGA